GGAGGAAGUGAGGAAGAGUUCAGUCCGAAGGCUUUGAAAUCACGCAAAGUCAAACACCUGUUCUCAUACAAAAUUACGCUAACAGAAGACUGGUAACGAGUGUGAAAUGAAUGAAAACUAGAUUGGUGGUUCGGAUAAACAUGCGUGUAAGUUUGAACUCACUGACAAUGAGCGAGUUCUUACAAUGGACACAUGCUUAAAAAAGUGACACGACACAGAGCACAAACGUCGAUCGUUGAUUUUUUCAGAGGAGCUCUGUAUCGAAUGUAAACAGAAACAACUGAGAACUGCUUUAUCAUGUUUAGAGUUGCUGAAUGAGAGUGUAAUAAUGAUGGAUCAUGACACUCAGUGGCUGUACCAGCUCCUUGCAGAAGUGCAGCUGGAGAGAUUCUACCUAAGGAUGCGUGACGGACUCAAUGUGACACAUAUUGAGCACCUGAACUAUGUUAAAGAAGCAGAUCUUGAACAGAUUGGCAUUAGUAAACCAGGACAGCGACGACUAUGGGAAGCUGCCAAACGUUAUAAAACCAACAUGCGACCACGUUCAUGGAUGACCAAGAUCUUCAAUGGUCGCACCCCAGAGGGAAGUGACCAAUUAAAUGCUGUUGGACCCAGCCAGGGGCCAGACACAGGGCGUGCUCUCACCUGUCUUAUCCAGGACAGUGAACUGAUCUUUGGGGAGAAGCUGGGCUCAGGCUCCUUUGGAGUUGUUAGGAAAGCAGAAUGGCACACGGCUACUGGACGAGGGCUGCAUGUAGCAGUAAAAACCUUAAGGGGUGGAUCAUCCAGACAGGUAGACAUGGUGGCCGAUUUCCUUCAGGAAGUUACGACCAUGCAAUCCCUGGAUCAUCCCAACAUUAUACGCCUCUAUGGUGUUGUCCUUACUCAACCACUUAAAAUGGUAACGGAGCUGGCUCCAUUUGGUUCUUUAUAUGACACACUACGCCUUCGACAGAGAGAAUACUCUCUUUCACGACUCUGGCUAUUCAGCACACAGAUUGCUGCAGGUAUGGCGUACUUAGAGUCAAGACGCUUCAUCCACAGAGACCUGGCUGCCCGGAAUGUGCUCUUGGCUUCUAGAGAUCACGUGAAGAUUGGAGACUUUGGAUUGAUGAGAGGCUUGGAUCAGGACAGAGACCACUACGUCAUGACAGCACACAGACGCAUACCCUUUGCAUGGUGUGCCCCUGAGAGCUUACGCGUGGGUUCUUUCUCUCAUGCCUCAGAUGUCUGGAUGUUUGGUAUCACAUUGUGGGAAAUGUUCACUUAUUGUGAGGAGCCCUGGCUGGGGCUCUCUGGCAGACAGAUCCUGUAUUGUGUAGAGCGGGGUGAUCGGUUGGAGAGGCCUCCAGACUGUCCACUGGAGUUGUAUUCUGUGAUGCGUAAAUGUUGGGCUUGCAAUUCUACUGACCGACCGACCUUCUCACAGCUAACCACCAUGGUUGCAGAGGCACAGCCUAUGGAGGUUCGUGCAGUGAAAGACUUUACAGAGCCCAGAAAACUCUCUCUACAGGCAAAUGAUCUAGUGACCGUAAUAGACCAUGGGCUGGAAAUGAAUGAGUGGAAGGGGCAAAACCAGAGAACUCUCAGUGUUGCCUUGUUUCCCCCUGCAUUGGCAGCCCCCUCUCUCACAGCAGUAGGUCUGGGGCCUGGUCCUGGUCUUAUCUCUCCCCCUGUUAGAGGUAGGCUGCAGCACACUGGCCAUGGAGACACUGACCCAGGACGCAGCUGGGGGACACCAGAACGAAUAGAUGACCCCGGAAGUUUGAGGAUUCCAUUAGGAAGAGAGAAGGAAGGCUCCAAUCUAAAGAAAAUGGAAGGCAUGUCAAAGAGUCUGGAGUCCGUCCUUGGUCUUUCACAUGUCAAAGGUCGAUCUGGUGGGAGUGUUGCUCAAAGAACCGAUAACCGCAGACCCAUACAGGGUCAACUGGUCCAAGACCCCCGCAGAUUUAGUGAUGCUGUUGUCGUCACGCCACCACGGCCACCACCCCCCAACUUCAAACGCAUCAAACCCCAGAUGAUGAUGCAUGAUCGGAGACUAGGAAACCCAGCCACUGGUGCCUGGACCCCUCCAUCUCAACCUCACCUACAGCAACAGUUCCAACAACAACCACAGCAACCAUUUUUAAUGGCUAACAACCUUGCCAGAAUGGCCCAAUUAGCCAAGUCAAGCCCUCAGUUAGAUGAUGGCUUUGAGGAAGAGAAGGAGAGAGAGAGGGAGCAAGAGAAAGAAAGAGAGCGCCAGAAAGCAAAGGAGAGGUACCCACCACAAGUAGACAAGGAGGCGCUCAUAGCACAAGUUCAGGUGGCGGUACAUGGAGUGACCAGAGAAGAGGUACAGAGAGCUCUGCAUCGCAAUGACUGGAAUCCUACACGAGCUGAACAACAUCUUAAGACAGACCAGCUGUACUACAUGAAUCAGUGCUCCCGUGAGGAAUGUCAAAAAAUCCUGGCCCGCUACAACUGGGACCUGCAAACGGCUGGCCGUUACCUCUUUCGUCUGGUCAAAGACAGGACCAGAGAGACUGCACAGGAAAGACGAUGAGAACGAUUUUAACGAAAGACUAUGGGAACUACAAAAUGCAGAUGUCAGGAGGAUCAGUGCUUCAUAUCACUGAAUAAUGCCUUGAGGUCACAAAAAUCCAAGAUGCCAUAAAACCUGUGAACACUUUUAAAGCUACCUGCAGUUUUGCAAGAUGAAAGCAUUUAUAGUGACUCUGUGUUGCCCCUGGUGUGCUUGAUGAUUCAAUUGGUGACAUCAAUUAAGUCAAAGGUGCAGUUUUGGCCACAAAAACUCUUAAAAACAAAAACAAUAGCAGCCUAAUCAUUCUCAUUAAACAGUAAAUGACGCCAUUCCUGAUGCCAUUGUGACUGCUUAUUGGCAGUUUACAAUUUUUGUAUGCAAACAGAUUUGUAAAAUUUUCACUGCAUCUGAUAAUUCCAGAGAAACUGUAAAUAUAUGAUGAAUAUGUAUAUAAUAUAUAUAUAUAUAUAGUUAUGACUGUUUGUAGCUGUUUAAUAAAGUAAAAAAAAAUAUGUAUAUUUUUGAGGAUAUCAUGCAAUAAUUAUAUGCAAGCAUUUUCUGUUGCUGCCUGUUUUGCAUUCCCACUCUGAAAGCCACAAAAUGUUUCUUGCACUACAGACCAACCUAGACCACUUUACAGCUCCUAAAGUUAUUAAAGAAUUUAGGCAGAUAAACUCUUUUAAAGCAGAUUCAUCAGAUCAAGUUAGAUUUAUAGAUGUAACAUUUGGGUUUGCUGCAUUUAUCUGUUAUAUGUAACAAUCUAAAGAUACAGAAAGACAUAUACUGGCUCAUCAGGCCUUUAAUGAAACCAUUUCCAAAUUUUUGGAAGGCAGGCUUAUUAGGGAAGUCCAAGCACCAACUGUAAGGUGGAAAUGUAGUCUACAUUUAUUGUAAGGACAUAUUGAAAAAUGCUUACAUUUGCACAGAGAUUAAAACAUUUCUUUAGAAUGUUCAAAAUACUGUUUUCUAGCAGCUGUGAUGUACUAGCAUGGCAUUAAAACUUUUUAAAUUUUAAAUUGUACAAAUA
Xyrauchen texanus (razorback sucker) is the source of this 3551-nucleotide messenger RNA. RefSeq names its product activated CDC42 kinase 1-like. NCBI's taxonomy places the organism in Eukaryota, Metazoa, Chordata, Actinopteri, Cypriniformes, Catostomidae. Gene Ontology annotation, cellular component: signaling receptor complex. Gene Ontology annotation, molecular function: protein binding; transmembrane receptor protein tyrosine kinase activity; ATP binding. Gene Ontology annotation, biological process: protein phosphorylation; positive regulation of kinase activity; multicellular organism development. The record is from RefSeq and is a predicted model, not a curated record. Bases 329 to 2545 code for a protein of 738 amino acids. The transcript is spliced from 15 exons.